UAGUAUUUCUAUUGUACUUCCGGGUCCGCAUGGUCCCUUCCUUGUUGUUUCGCUAAACUUCACGAAACUGUGGAUAAUUCUUUGAUUCUCCGAACAUUGAUCAGAGAUAUUAUUAGCGAUGUAUCAUCAACCGGUACUGAAGAACCGACGGACUCUUCUGGAACGAGCUGAGAAAUUCAUAUCUGAGAUUUAUUUCACCGACUGCAACCUUAGGGGAAGACUAUAUGGAGACGCCUGUCCCCUGGAGUCCAUCUCCUCGUCUAUGUCACAACAACGGAUCCCAUUCGGAGAGGCUGUUAAACAGAACUUUGAGCCGUAUCAAGUUGGUGAUACCUUUGGACCCACAUGGUGGACAUGCUGGUUUAAAGUAUCUCUGAGGAUACCAGACUCCUGGAGAGGGAAGCAGGUCCAUCUGAGCUGGGAGAGUGAUGGAGAGGCCAUGGUCUGGAGGGAUGAGCAACCUGUACAGGGGUUGACCAAAGAAGGGGAGAAGACCAGCUACGUCUUGACUGAGUGUCUGAAGGAGGAUGAGCCACACAGCAUCUCCCUGUAUGUCGAGCUGGCGUGUAACAGUCUUUUCGGAGCGGGACAGGGAUCCAUGAUUGCAGCACCUGACCCAGACAGGAAGUACUCUGUCCAGAAGGCUGAGCUUGUGGUGUUUAAGCCGGAAGUCAGGGAGCUGCUGACUGAUUUGGAGAUGCUGGUAGACAUGGUCAAGUUGCUGGGUGAGGGGGAACAGCGUGGGUACCAGGCUCUGUUCACAGCCAAUGAGAUGGUGAACCUGUGUGAGCCGACCAAUCCCAGCUCAUUUCCUGCGGCCCGGAGUCUGGCUCAGAAGUUCUUCAGCCAGAGGAAUGGAGAGAGCCAGCACACUGUCCACGCUAUGGGACACUGCCACAUUGACUCAGCCUGGCUGUGGCCCUAUGAGGAGACCAUCAGGAAGUGUGCCAGGAGCUGGGUGACUGUGAUCAGACUGAUGGAGAAGAACCCUCACAUGGUUUUCACCUGUUCACAGGCUCAGCAGUUUGACUGGGUGAAGAGCUGGUAUCCAGGCCUGUUCUCUCAGAUCCAACACUUCGUUCAGAAGGGACAGUUCAUCCCGGUAGGAGGCACCUGGGUGGAGAUGGAUGGAAACCUGCCAUCAGGUGAGUCCAUGGUCAGACAGUUCCUGGAGGGACAGAGAUUCUUCAAGAAGGAGUUUGGAAACUACUGCAAAGAGUUCUGGUUGCCUGAUACGUUUGGCUACUCAGCCCAGCUCCCCCAGUUGAUGCAGGGUUCAGGCAUCACACGGUUCCUGACGCAGAAACUCAGCUGGAACCUCGUCAACACCUUCCCUCACAACACGUUCUUCUGGGAGGGUCUGGAUGGUUCUCAGGUUCUGACACACUUUCCCCCAGGGAACUCCUAUGAGAUGAAGGGGAAGGUGGAGGAUCUGGUCAACACGGUGAAGAACAACAAGGACAAAGGACGAGCCAAUCACAGCGCAGCACUGUUUGGUUUUGGAGACGGAGGAGGAGGGCCCACCCAGCUGAUGUUGGACAGGUUGGACAGGGUCCAGGACACAGACGGACUGCCUCGGGUCCAGAUGUCCAGUCCUGACCGGCUCUUCUCUGAGCUCGAGGCGGAAUCCUCUCUUCUGUGCACCUGGACUGGAGAACUGUUUCUCGAACUACACAACGGCACCUACACCACACAGGCACAGAUUAAGCUAGGGAAUCGUCGGUGUGAGACCUUGCUCCAUGACGUUGAGGUGGCUAGCAGCUUGGCUCUGUGUCUGGACAAGACUUUCCAGUACCCCUCCGAACCACUACAAAUCCUCUGGAGGCAGCUCCUCCUGAACCAGUUCCAUGAUGUGAUUCCUGGCACCUGUAUAGAGAUGGUGGUAGAGGACGCAAUGCGAUAUUAUCAAGACAUCCGUACCGUGGGAACCAGACUGCUGAGUGUUUCCUGUCGGGCCCUGGGGUCUGAAGGGACUAUGACCCAGACAGGAGACUCUGACAGUACUGCUACUUCCGUUGCUGUCCUCAACACCCUGCCCUGGGAACGCACCGAGGUCCUCCCACUGACAGGGGGCGCUCCUGAUCAUCAACAACCAUGCCUAGUUCUGGUGACAGUCCCCAGUGUUGGUGUAGUUUCUGUCCGUGAUGCCACUGCUACCAAACCUGUCCCUCUGGUCUCCGUCAAGGUUCAGGCUGAUGGUACUGUCCUCAUGGAGAAUGGGAUAUUACGUGCUGUUGUUAAUAUGGAUGGAUGCCUGGCUUCCUUGUACCUGGUCGAGACUAACAGAGAGGCGAUAUCUCACGGUUGCAGUGGGAACCAGUUUGUGCUGUUUGAUGAUGUUCCUCUGUACUGGGACGCCUGGGACGUGAUGGACUACCACCUACAGACACGGAAGCCUGUAGUAGAGGUGGUGUCUCCUGUCCAGAUAGCAUCUCCAGGAGGACUGAGAGGCAGUGUGACCUUCACUCUCAGAAUCAGUGAUAAGAGCACCAUCACCCAGGAGAUCAUCCUGGAUGCCAUGUGUCCUUAUGUCAAGUUCAACACUCAGGUGGAGUGGUUCGAGUCCCAUAAGUUCCUGAAGGUAGAGUUCCCAGUGAAGGUGAGGAGCCCCAACGCCACCUAUGAGAUCCAGUUUGGACACCUGCAGAGACCCACACACAGGAACACGAGCUGGGACUGGGCACGCUUCGAGGUUUGGGGCCACAAAUGGGCAGACCUAUCAGAGCACGGCUUUGGAGUGUCUCUGCUGAACGACAGUAAAUAUGGAUACUCGGUUCACCAGAGCACCAUGACGCUCUCUCUACUGCGAGCUCCUAAGUCUCCUGAUGCCAACGCUGACAUGGGCAGUCAUCGGUUCACCUACGCUGUCAUGCCACACACAGGAACCUUCCAGGAAGCGUCAGUCAUCCAGUGGGCCUACAACCUCAACAACCCUCUGAGGCUGAUCGACCACGCCCCCGGCUCCCAUACUGUAGCCUGGAGCGCCUUCUCUGUCAGCGCUGCAGCCGUCAUCCUGGAGACCGUCAAGCAGGCGGAGGACAGGAAGGAUGGUCUGGUAGUGCGGCUCUAUGAGUCACAUGGCAGUAGUGUCAGUGUGUACCUCACGACAGGCUUCCCCAUCGCAGAGGCUUGGCACUGUGAUCUACUGGAGCGAGUGGAUCCCUCUCGUCCGGCACCAAUCACAGCCUCCGGAAUCUCUAUUAGCUUCAGUCCUUUCCAGAUUGUGUCCCUUCUACUGUACCUGAAGUAAAAUGGUUUGGGUGCUGGUCUGAACAUAAUUUUUCCCUGUAAAUUACGUUCGGCUUAUAAAGGCUUCAUUAUGCCUUCAUAAGCACUGCAUAAAUGUGUUAUAUAGCAUCUAUAACUGUAUGUCAUGCUUUCCAAAAGGUUUCAUAAAUGUGUCAUCGCUCACUGUGGAAUAUGAUAAAAAACAUGCUUUAUAAAGUUGUUCUCUAAAGUGGC
Molecule: messenger RNA, 3462 nt
Organism: Oncorhynchus masou masou (cherry salmon)
Lineage: Eukaryota; Metazoa; Chordata; Actinopteri; Salmoniformes; Salmonidae
Gene: man2c1
Product: mannosidase, alpha, class 2C, member 1
Exons: 26
Coding region: 119-3250 (1043 amino acids)
Biological process (GO): oligosaccharide catabolic process; mannose metabolic process
Molecular function (GO): carbohydrate binding; alpha-mannosidase activity
Source: RefSeq, a predicted model, not a curated record